AUGGACCGUCUGCGUGUCUCAAAGCGAACCGCCCCCCGAUUUCCGACAUCGAUUGCAUCUCGAUAUAUCUCAGAUACGCGGCGAGGCCCGCCCGCCCGCUCUCGACCACAUACCCGGCUGUUGGCAGAGAUUGCGAUCGCUGUGGACGUCACUCGUAUGGACUGCAACUACACAACCUGUGAGAGUCGCCCGAUCCAGCUAGCUGCUGCUCGCUAG
Molecule: messenger RNA, 216 nt
Organism: Plenodomus lingam JN3
Lineage: Eukaryota; Fungi; Ascomycota; Dothideomycetes; Pleosporales; Leptosphaeriaceae
Source: RefSeq, a predicted model, not a curated record